UUUGUGAAUAUCCCCAGAACGGAAAAACAGGAAAAUUCGGCAGAAAAACGGGAAAAAGGAACGGAAAAACUGUAAAAAUAAACACUUGCACCCCGUGGACGCAUGCAGAGCAUGAAAAGAGACUAGCAUUUGCUGGUGCAACGCGGAAAAAGCCAGAAAUCAAAAACUGUCAUGGUGACUAAAAAUCGUUUGUAUAUAUUGUAGUGUUUGUAUUGAGGCGUCUACCAGCAAAAAAAUAUAUAUUAAAUCCAGAAAAAGAUAUCAAGUGUGCGAGUUUUCACGCAAUACAUGCGAUAAGAAUAGAAAUCAAACUAGCUAAAAUUUGUGUAAAUGUGUACUUGAGACAAGUAGAAUAAAAAGAAAAAAUUACAUGUACUUUUAAAUUGUUGGAAUAUUGUGUACUAUUGUGAAAAUCUAUCUAAAUGUUUGGAGGAAAUGGUUGAAACCUCCUCACCCAAACCAACAUCCAAAGUUGCUGAUAAUCACAAAGCAAAUCCGCCAUAUAAAGUAAAACUAGUGAAAGGCGCUAAUCCGUUGGUUCAUCACAAAUUCUACUUGGACGUGGAGAGACACAACGUCGCGAAUAAAAUCGAAAAUCAAAUCAAAGAGCUUGGUGGAUCGGUCGAAUUUUUCCUCAGUAAGGACAUCACACAUUUCAUAACUGACAAACAGCAUCCACAAGCAACUGUAUCCCGGACAAGUAGUCAGAAUCAAUCAAGUACCACUUUUUCGCCUCUAACAUCUGCGAAUCAGACUCCGCAGACACCGGCAUCUUUGGAUGUGCAAAGUGUCUCGUCACCAUCGUUACCCACUGUCCUAGAAUCCAGGACAAAUAGCAUAAAUAACAAACAAAUAUCGAGAGCGGAAGCAUUAUUGUUGCGUGCCAGACAAAGUCAGUUGCAAAACUCCCCGAAUACACCGCGAAACUCGAACACCGCGAACUCGUCUGCCGAAAAGACCCAGAGCCCCAUCCAAGUUGCGAGAGCGUGGGGUCGGCCCAUUUGGACGACAGAACAAACACUAAAGUUUUUGGAAAAAGUCUCGUCUGCCUUAAAAAUCUAUGCAUCUGGUGGCAAGACUGCCUCGACUGCACAAGAUAUCACGGGAAAUCGAAUAUUAGCUUCAAACGCAAAUACUGCUGCUGCUGCUGCUCAUCGUCACCACAAAUCGACAAAAGUCAAGUCGCUGCGCGGGGACUUUAUCAAAGUAGAGACACUCGAUAAGCGCUAUCGUCCCUUUUAUCAGGAGCUGAAAAAGUGGCCAAAGCUGAAUUUGCUGGCACGCCUAACGCACAGUCCCUUUGAGUCAACGACGGAGCUGGAUAAGACACGAGACUCGCAAAAGAGCAAAUUCAAAAAGUUCUCCAAGAUCGAUAGUCGGACAAAUACGACUAGUAAAUUUAAAACAGUGGGUACUAUAAUGACACGUAAAAGCCGGCCGACGCAACAACAAGAGACAGAGGCAGGCACAACAACCACAACUACAACCAACAACACAGUCGCUAGUCGCGUUAGCAAGAGUGGAAGUGACAAGCAUUGCGGAUACUGUGAAAUUUGUCACGUGGAAUACGACGUUCUCAAGGUGCAUUUGAAGAGUGAGGAACACUUGAAUUUUGCGAAAAACGACGACAACUUUGUGUCACUAGACAAACUCAUAGAAAGCGGUGCGAGUGUUCAAAAGCUCCUGAAGCUGAGUAAUGAAGUGAAAAAAGAAACGGUUCUCAAUGGAUUCAUAAAACGUGCUAACAACAAAAAUUCGUCGUAUAUGAAAAAUGGUGAACACCAAGAUUGUGAAACGAAUGGAAUAAAAAAUGGUAAUUCAGACGAGGAAAUGAUUGAGGAGCACGAAGAAGAUCCAUUGUCGUUAGAGUCACCACGUCCCAAGAGAAAAUGCAUGCAAUCACCAACACCCACAUUAACUAAGGGUGGCGGCAAGUCAAAGACGAGAGACUCGAAAGAUGCAGACGAUACGCCAGCAGCCAAAUCGAUUGAAUCCAAAAUUCAAGCAACACGUAUUCGAGGAUUGCGGUGGAAUGCACCGUCACCCGAUUCCCGGCCACCCAUCAAGGAGCCACCAGUUUAUAAAGUGACGCAGAACAAAACUCCCAAUUGCGUCUCAAAAAGUAGCACAAAAGCUACCAACGAUACCAACAAUACAGGAAAACAAGUUGUAGUCAAGCUAAAAAGAGUACGACAAUCAGAGCUUAAUCUAUUGAAUAAUGAGGCCGAGCAGUUCAUGUUUCCAAAGACACCGACUUUUAGUGAUAGCGAUACAGACGAUGACCGCCAAACGUCCGAAGUGAAUCGAACGAACAACACAACUAUCGAUUUGGCAUCCAGUGAGCGAGACGUUGCGAAGAAAUCUAGUACGAUCAAAUCCAAAAAUGCAAAAAGUGCAGCAAGUCAACAGCCGCCACAAUCGUCAAAAACGUCCAAAGAGAUCGCGUCACCGAGCUCAAAACGUGUCAAUAAGAGACUAGAAGCCUUGAUUGAGGAAAACGCCAAGUAUACGCACGAAUCCUUAGGUCGUCUGAGGUUUCAAGAGGCCCCCAUCCAGCCGCAAGUAACAGUUAGCACAGCCACACACUGGUUAUCGGAUGAUAGGAUGGGGGAUAAUUCGUUCUUGAAGAGUCCCGGUGGCUCUACUCAAUCGCGAUGGGCAAAUUUCCGCAAAAAGUACCAGGCUAUCGACGAGCCACACAAAUUCAACUUUGAACGUGUACCGCACAACGAGCCCUGGUACGUAACCUUCCAUCGGCAAGACGUGGGCUUCGAACGUGCCUACGAGUACUUUGGCAAUUCCACAUACAGUAAGUUGCCCUACGAACUUGGUCCACUGCCACCGGGCAAGGAAGAUUGCUGCAAACUCGAAGAGCUUAUUCCGCCAAAUCUCAAGGCACUAACGGGUUCCACGAAGAAACGCGGCAACUCGUGUCCUCGCAUGCCUUCCAUCGCCAAAGUGAAUGAUCGAACGAGAUCUUCGACGGCAGCCAUCAUCGAGGCAACAAAAGUCGUCGAUGCCAAUGACGACACAACUAAUGACAGUAUUAAGACCAAAUCGUAUUUGCCGCUGAAGAAACGGAAACUCUUUUUGGAUGAUGUGCCUCGGAAAUCGCCGCGAGAGCAUGCAUCGACACUGGCAAUCCUUAGCAGCUUAUCGAAGGAAGGCAGUAGCACGACGUCCAGCGUGUGUGGCGUAAAUCGCAGUGGAACGAAACGUGAACGCUUACCUAGUCAGCUGUCCCUGGAAGACGACGACGAGAACAGCAAUUGCACAAUGACGAGUCAGCAGACGAUCAAAACUGAAAAAGAUAAUUCCUCCGUAUGCAGUAUUACGAACACGAAUAGUAUAAAGCUAAACAAGUCUGUGAAUAUUGUCAAGUUGUGCAAGCAAGUAGACGAGAUGUUGGUCAGCGGCAGCAGAACAGACGAGGACGACAUGUUUGACAUCUGUUUGAAACCUUUCGCCGCAGACAAGUGUGAAACAAAAUCGCAAGAUGACUUUGUGCUAAUCAACUCAAACAGUGAUAUAGAUAUUAGUAAAGUAAUGGACAUUUGUUCGACGCAGGAACUCACGCUCAAGAGUGUUGCGUCGAAAGAGAAAGAGUUGCAACGAAAAAUUACCUACACAUCAAAACCAAAACUCGUCACAUCGGGCUUUAGAUUCAACAAGAAACGCCGAAGUAAUCGUACUGGUUGGCAAAAGAUCCGAAGAAAAUCCUCACAACCGCUUAAGGAGGAAGAGCAUCAGACCGAGGAAAAAAAUAAAAAUAUCACUGCAGACAAUUCCGACAGCAUGUCAGAUAGUUUGGACACGAAUAUUGCUGAUUUCGUGAAAAACGAUGUUACUGCUGCUGGUGCCAAAGAAGAUCCGAAGACUAAUGGUAUUCUACCGGAAAAUGACGAAUCUGAUGAGCAAGACGAAACGGCAGACGACGAUGAGCCGCCAACAAGACGGAAUCUAAAGUCUCCAACAAUGAAGCCUUCUCGGUCGACGAACAACGUGUUUUGUCGCGGCAUUGGCAAAUAUCAGUUUGAAAAAUAUCCAAAAGUCAAUCUCACACAAAUUUCCGUCUCAAAUAUGAAGACGAGAUCCUCCGAUUUGCAAAAACGGAAAAGCGUUACACCGAAAAAGUACACAGACUCUCAGAACGAGGCACUGCGAUCACCCGGAUCGAGUUCGUCACCACAAAAAUUUUCGCCUCGAAAACUGAGAAAACCACGGGGUCGUUGGUAUCGCGAAAGAUAGAAAUACUAGAAAAUAGGAAUUUAUUGUUUAUAUUUUGUCGGACAUCAGCACGAAAUGUGUUUUAUUGAUAAUAUUAUUUAAAUUUUCAUUUACAAAAAAAAAAUCAUAGUUUUAGACAGUAAAGUACUUAUUGUAAGCUCGUAACUGCGUAUUGAGUACUACUUAGACUGAAGUUUGUUAAGAACGUGUUCCCAUUUUUCAUAUUUUUUUAUUUUGUUAAAAUUUAAAUACGUAUAGGACAAUUAUAGAUUUUUAAAAUAUAUUAUUGUAAUUUAAAGGUAUUAAUAAUUUAUGCUAAUUUAUAUUUUAAUUUCCUGACGAAUAAACAGAUAUAUCUACAAUGCAUAAAUAUAUACUGAAUGAAUGUUCUCAAACUAAUUUUCUUAAAGUUGCUGUGUAAAUAAAUAAAUACCUAUAAAAAUAAGUAAA
Molecule: messenger RNA, 4677 nt
Organism: Culicoides brevitarsis
Lineage: Eukaryota; Metazoa; Arthropoda; Insecta; Diptera; Ceratopogonidae
Gene: chif
Product: protein chiffon
Exons: 4
Coding region: 436-4248 (1270 amino acids)
Biological process (GO): regulation of cell cycle phase transition; positive regulation of nuclear cell cycle DNA replication
Cellular component (GO): Dbf4-dependent protein kinase complex
Molecular function (GO): protein serine/threonine kinase activator activity; nucleic acid binding; zinc ion binding
Source: RefSeq, a predicted model, not a curated record